Cryptosporidium ubiquitum is the source of this 2916-nucleotide messenger RNA. RefSeq lists its product as uncharacterized. Bases 1 to 2916 code for a protein of 971 amino acids. The record is from RefSeq and is a predicted model, not a curated record. NCBI's taxonomy places the organism in Eukaryota, Apicomplexa, Conoidasida, Eucoccidiorida, Cryptosporidiidae. The transcript has a single exon.
AUGUUUAAGUUUAAUAAUAAUAAUAUAAAUUCUCAGAAUGUACUUAAAAAUAUAUUCAACAUGAGAUAUUCUUUUAAUAGUGGUCAAUUAAACUCUUAUGGUGGAAUCGGAAAUACAGAUCAAGGAAUAUCCAGGAACGAUAAGGGGGGAGUAGUAAGUUACAAUGGAAUUGGAUUUGUGAAUCAACAGAAUUACCUAGAACAGCUAAUAAAGUACCAGAAAGCCCAGCUUCAACAGCAACAGCAGCAACUUUUACUUACUCAACAACAGUAUGAAUACAAUUUACAACUUCAAUACCAAUACCAACUGCAACAACAAUUAAAUCAGAGCCACCUAAAUGUACACCAGAAUCCACACAUUCACAACCAUCAAGUAAAUUUGACGGGAGUAGCAGGAACAGUGGAUUCCCAAGUAAAUGAAAAGGUUGAAAAUAUGUAUUCAGGGGUUUAUUAUUCAAAUAAUCAAGAAGAAUUUCAAUCAUUAGAGCCAUAUGAAAUAAUAAUAAUACCAAAGUGCGAUAAUACUGUAACAGUAAGAGAUGUUUCACAUGUAGAUCUAAGUAAGAACAGGAACUCUAGAUCUCGAGAAAUGGAGAUUGAGGUUGAGAUUAAAAAAGGGGAUAAAGAUAUUGAGCUUGAAAAUAUUAGAGACGAAAUUCUCAGUGAAAAGAAGAUCAGUAUGAAUUCUGAUAAAAAUCAAGAAAUAGAGGUAAAUGUUUAUGAGACAAAGAUCUAUAAAGGAGAUUUAUGCUCAAAAAAUGAUGUUACCCAAAUAUUGGACGAUUUAAGUUCUGAUUCACUUAAUAAUCGCAAUAUAGAAGUGGAUUUGAAUGAGUGUUAUGAAAUCCAAGAUGAACAAAUUUUAGGGAGUGAGUCAGAACCCGAAGAGAGAUGUUCGUAUGACAAUCAAGGAGAAAUUGAGAUAGAGGAGGAUUCAAUUUUAGUUAUAAAGUACAAAAAUGAUCAUGUUGGGACAGAUAUUUUAGACCUCAUGGAACGGAACAUUGACAAUUGUGUAAUUGAUGGUAAUUCUUAUUACUAUGAGAAUUUUGUGAGAUCAUUCAGCUCUGGAAAUCAUUCUUCUUACGAAGACCAAGCUGGACAAAACUUGAUUGGAUUUGGAGUUAAUCACUGCUAUCUUGUCAAUCAUGACUCUCUUCUGCAAGCUUGUCAUAACUCCGAACUUGUUGAGAUUUUAGAAGACGGGGAGGAGGAAAAUGAUGAGGAACAACAACAACAACGAAACAAAGAUGAAGAUCAGAGGAAAGAGAUAGAAGAAGAGAAACAGGUUGAAGAAACACAAAAAAAGGUAGAGGGAGGGACAGAUGCUAAUAGUGAAGCAGAAAGUUCCAGUAAUAGCAAGAAAAGUCUGGAAGAACUAAAUGAAAAGAUUCAGAGGUUUAAUUUGCUUUUGGAGAAGAUAAAUAAAAUGGAGCAAAUGAAUAUUUCAUUUAAGGAAGCAUUUCUAAGUGAAAAAUGGAAUGCAAGCUCCAAUAUGGCUAGUGGAUUUAAGGAUUUGGAUGAUAAUGAGAACAAACUGGAUGAAAACCAGUCAGAGGAUGACAAAAGCAUUUCUGAAUAUAGUGUUUUGGACACAGUCAAGGAUAUUUAUGACAGUAAUUCACAUAUUAUUUAUAAGGAUGUAAGGAAUAGUAAAUGUGAGAGUUCUUCUGAAAGAUUGGACGAUGUAGAAAACGAACUUGAGCAAGGUGAGGAACAGGUGCAGAGAUAUAUUCAAGCGAUUAAUGACUACUUUGCCAACGAAGGACUUCUAGGUGUGUGUGAGUCAAGACUUAACACUCACAGAUGGGAGAGAAACUAUGAAAACGCUAUGAGUUCCUUAAAUAACCAAUUCAAGGAUUCCUCCUACAACUCGGAUGCCAUCUCCAAGUCAGAUUCCAGUUCUGUUGCUGACUCUGAAGUCGAUUCUGAAGCUAAUAUAGAUAUAGAUGAGAUCAAGGAUGAUGAGGUUAUAGCAGGGAUAGAAAAUAAAAUUAGUGGUGAAGAACAAGAGAAUAGUCUAGUUCCUUUUGGAGAGCCAGGAAAAGUAUUUACCAAUAAGUUAGUCCAUAACAAACAUAACCCAGAAGAAAAAUGCUCAAACCAAGAUUUAAGCCAAAUAAAUGUUGAAGAUACAAAAGCUUUAGUGAAAAGCCCUACAGAAAACCCCCAAUCUACUGCUAAUGCAAGCCAAGAAGCUCACUUGUUUACUGUAAAUCCUGGCCACACUGAAACUGAAAUGGCGGCACCUAACUUAACUUCUGGAACAGUUUUAAUAUCAAGUAACUCAACAAAAUGCCAUCAAAGAGUGAAAAUACCAAUGAUUAACAUCCCUAGCUCAGAUGAUAUUCCCAAAAAAAUAUCUAAACCUGACAUUUUAAAGAAAUCACAAAAUGAUUUUAAUAAAAAAGGAAAAACUUUUUUACAUGCAAACUCUACACAAAAAAAUGUCAGUUUGGCGGGAAAUCAUUCCAAUAAAGAGGCAAAAAAAGAUAAUGAAAUUUUAACAAGACUUUCUCAGUGCAGGGUAAUCAACUCAAAGACCAUAAAACUGGUUACAAACAGCAAUAAAAACUUAAAUGAUAGUGAUAAUAUCAACACAAAUGGAAAUGAACAAAAUACCACAAAUUUAAGACCUAGAAUGAACACAUGUUCUGUUGCAUUUCCAAGUUCUAAUUAUUCACCAUACAUAUAUAAUAAUUUUAAUCAACAUACAAAUAAACUUACAUGCGAAAAAAUAACUAGAGGGCCGGUAUAUAAUAAUAGUUUUGGCGGUAAAUGUGUGAAUAGUCAAAAUAAACCACAAGUUCCUGUCCUGGCAAGAAAAGAACCAAAUUUGGGAUUUAGAUCAUUAAUAAGUAAUGGAAUAAAGGUAAAUGUAACUGAAUUAAUGAAACCAAGAGUGAUUCGUAAGUGA